This is a messenger RNA of Penicillium soppii, 657 nucleotides long. Its product is annotated as putative glutamine-serine rich protein MS8. The coding region runs from base 1 to 657 and encodes 218 amino acids. Lineage: Eukaryota; Fungi; Ascomycota; Eurotiomycetes; Eurotiales; Aspergillaceae. The transcript has 3 exons. The record is from RefSeq and is a predicted model, not a curated record.
AUGUCGUAUUACAGUGGUCCUCCGCAAAAUCAACAAGGUGGUUAUUAUGAUCAGCAAGGCCAAAACCAUUAUCCUCAGGGCCAUUCUCCUCAACCACAGCAAGGCUAUUACCCACCAGAGGGCCAGCAGGGCUACGGCCAGCCUCCAUAUGGCCAAGCGCCUCCAUAUGGCCAGUACCAGGAGGGCCACGGCCAGCCUCAAUACGGCCAAGCACCUCCAUACGACCAGCAGCGCCAGGGACACGACCAGUCUCAGUAUGGCCAAGCGCCUCCAUAUGAACAGCAGGGUCACCAGUCUGGCCCGGGUUACCCGGCCCAAGGUGGAGGCGCAAACGCCGACUACUACGGCGGUGCACCUGCACAACAUCAGCAGGGCCAGCCUGGCGCUGUAGGACCAGAGGGUGACAGGGGUCUCGGAUCGACACUGCUGGGUGGUGCCGCUGGUGGCUUCAUGGGUAAUAAGCUUGGUCAUGGUUUCCUCGGUACCGCGGGCGGUGCUGUCUUGGGUGCGGUCGGUAUGAACAUGGCAACCAAUGCGCUUGGAAAGGAGAAGAAGAAGCACAAGAAAGACAAGAAAGACAAGAAGCAUAAGAAGGAUAAGAAGCACAAGCGCAGUAAAUCUAGCUCGAGCAGCUCGAGCAGCUCUGACAGUGACUGA